Molecule: messenger RNA, 6951 nt
Organism: Pseudophryne corroboree (corroboree frog)
Lineage: Eukaryota; Metazoa; Chordata; Amphibia; Anura; Myobatrachidae
Gene: HPRT1
Product: hypoxanthine phosphoribosyltransferase 1
Exons: 9
Coding region: 217-867 (216 amino acids)
Biological process (GO): IMP salvage; hypoxanthine metabolic process; GMP salvage
Cellular component (GO): cytosol
Molecular function (GO): magnesium ion binding; hypoxanthine phosphoribosyltransferase activity
Source: RefSeq, a predicted model, not a curated record
UGACGAUGAUAUACAGUGAGUGACAGUCUGAGCCGCUGCUGGAGGUUAUUGGGCAGGGCUCAGCUCCACCCCGUGUCACCAGCAGGCGGUCCCCCAGGCCAUGUGUGUGAGCUGCGGCGGCGGGCUGCGGCCUUGUUGUGUGUCUCUGUUCGUUGAGCCGGGCCAGGCGGAGAACGCACACGGAGAGUCCCGCACAUCCCUCCGGCUACAGUAGACAUGGCGAGCCCCUGUGUGGUGCUGGAUGAUGAUGAACAAGGCUACGACCUUGACCUGUUCUGUAUUCCUAAGCACUAUGCAGCCGAUCUAGAAAAAGUCUACAUUCCACAUGGACUAAUAAUGGACAGGACAGAAAGGCUAGCCCGAGAUAUCAUGAAAGACAUGGGAGGUCACCACAUAGUCGCACUCUGUGUCCUCAAGGGUGGCUACAAGUUCUUUGCUGACCUGUUGGACUAUAUCAAGGCACUGAAUCGGAACAGCGACCGGUCGAUUCCUAUGACUGUAGACUUUAUUAGGCUAAAAAGCUACUAUAAUGAUCAGUCUACUGGGGACAUAAAAGUUAUAGGAGGGGACGAUCUUUCCACUUUGACAGGCAAGAAUGUUUUGAUUGUUGAGGACAUCAUUGACACAGGAAAGACCAUGAAGACAUUGCUUGCUAUGUUGCAGCAGUAUAAUCCCAAGAUGGUGAAAGUAGCCAGCUUACUUGUAAAGAGAACUCCCCGGAGUGUUGGAUAUAGGCCUGAUUUUGUAGGAUUUGAAAUACCAGACAAGUUCGUUGUGGGAUAUGCACUAGACUACAAUGAAUACUUUAGAGAUUUGAAUCACAUAUGUGUGAUUAGUGAGGAUGGAAAGCAGAAGUACAAAGCAUAGAAGAUCCAAGAACCACAUUGUUCUGUCCUCAAGGAUGGGUGUGGACUGACUGCCGCAAUGCUACUAGAAUUCAUCCACUUCACACAUUAGGCUCCUUCCUGCAUGAAAGCAAUUACUACCUUGUCACUUCUUUCUGCAGCACAACGGUGUAACCUGGCGUGCCCAGUAUUUAUAGCUAGUACCUUUUUCAAUGAACAUCUCAAGCAGUCUGCCUCCAACAUCUCUGCUGAUCCAUCGCCCUUGUAAAAUGUUAGAUUGUACUUGGAAUGAACUGCGUGGGAUGUUAGUCAUUUUACAUUUCAUGUUCUAUACCUGAAGCAUCUAAUUAGUUUCUGUAGGGGAGCCCCCCUUUGCUUUCAGGAGUCUCCCCUAAUGUUGUUGAAGCUUUUAGAUGUUCCUAAAAUUUAGUAAAUCCAAACGUUACAUUAGAAUCGCUCUGAGGGGGCAUUAACCCCCUGUGCGCAAUGUUUACUGUUUACUUAGCACUUAUAUCUUAUUUUCUUCUAAAACCUUGCGCCUUUUCUUCACCUUCAUUCCCUGAAAGUAAGGUGUUUUGAUUGAACAUGUGCAAAAUUAUGAUAUGGGAUAGUUUCAUAUUUACUAUGACUACCUAUAACUUUAUAUGCCAUCCCUUUGGUUAAAAAGACGGUGAGGUCGGGGUGGGGGGGUUCAAGCAUUUUGCAAAUUAUAAUUUAAUAAUUUGAUGAUCUGUUGUAUACUUAGAAUUGCUCUAAUGAAGAGAAAGUGUUGGGGUUUUUUUUCCUUUAAAGUAUCCAGGUAUAUGCUAUAAAUUGUAGAUGUGUUGUCUCAAAUUAAUCAGAAAGCAUAACAUGGCCUCUGUAGCCAGUACUAAAAGUUGGAUACACCGUUUUCCCCAGGAUAAAGUUUAAUGAGAGUUUUAUUAGCAAAUCAUCAAUUGGCCAUAUGAUUUAGAAAUAAAGACAUUAGGGUCAGUUGUACCCCUAUUAAUGGACCUGUCAGAUGGGCUAGCCAUGCAGCCUGAUUUUAAAUGCUGAAUUUAAUUACCCCACACAUGGAAUUUCAGAUCUGGUCAUACGAUGUCAUGUGUAUUGCUGAUUGUAUGCAUAUGGUUUCUGAAACUGCAUGUUAGUAUGGCGGUAUUCCAUAAAAGUGGAGGAAAUUAAAAAUUAUUCUUUUAAGUGUCAUGCAGCUGCUAUACCAGGUACUAUUCAAAAGUCUUUAUUUAGGAUGUGAAACCAUUCUUUGUGUUUCUGUGCCUUAUGAAAAAAAGGAUUUUUAUCAUUUUUAUAUCCUUUAGAAAGGAUCAGUUCUUUUUUUUUUUUUUAAUUCCGUAAAAAUAUAUUAGAGGGACUAAUUAUUCUGUAUAAGUGCAUUUUAUUGUAGCGGUAACUAUACAUACACACACACACUCAUACCCCUUUUACACCAAAAUCCCGGGUCUGACCCAGGAUUUGGAACACGGUUCCAAGCCGGGUCAGACCCAGGACUCCCCCUAUUUCACUGCAGUGCCGAUCCGGGAUAUUCCCGGAUCGGCACCGUUUACACUGCACCCGGGUGCAGUGUCUUGUGGGCCGGCGCUUAGAGGUGAUGUCAUCUCCAAGCGCCGGCCCACACUGCAGAUCGGGACUCCGGAGCGUCUCGCCGGGGGCAAGCACAGCAGUCUGGAAGCUGCUGUGCUGCCCCCAGCGCUUCCAGGCACCAGACAUGGCGCUGCUGUCUGCAUAGACAGCAUGUGCCAUGUCUCCAGCCGCAGCAUGGCAACCAGCACGACGCAUGCUGUCUGCAUAGACAGCGUGCGCCGUGACCCCCAGCCGCCCGCCGGACACUGCGGUACGGGAGGUUUGCCAUGCUGUAAAUGGGUGCCGGGUCGGCUGACCCGGCUUACCCAUUUACACCGCCUCCUUCCCGGGUCUUACCUGUGUCCAACCCUGCGUAUGUUCCGGGUUGGAUUCCCGGGAAAGUUGCCCCGGGGUGACCCUUUUACACCACCUGCAGUCCCGGGAUUUUGCGCGCUCCCGUGCAAAAUCCCGGGAUAUUUCAGGUGCUGUAAAAGGGGUAUCACUCACUCACUCACUCACUCACUCACUCACUCACUCACUCACUGCAUUAGUACUAGAGGCAGACAUUCCAGAAAAAAAUGUUAAUUCACAGUUCUAGAACAGGUCUUCUUGUUCUUCUCUCCUUCCAGACAGACCGUGCCCCUAUUAUCCCCUCAUGCAUGCAUAUGCGAAGGUUACAGGAAUGAGCCGUUGACAACCUGUAACAUUGCAGGCCAGGGCAUGAGUAGGAGAUCCUGCAAUGGAGUAAGGAUAUGUAAUACUACAUUUUCUUUUUUGUCACCUCUUUAUUCCUCCUCUUCUAUUGAAUAUCUCACUGUAUGUUCAUGUAAGAUUAAACUCUGCAUUUAGGAAUCUCUCAACUUACAGGUCCCAAAGUAUGAAUUUAUUAGAUUAAUUUCUCCCAAUGUCAAAAUGAAACAAAGAAUGUAACAUUGUUGCUGACCUAAUAUGGUUUCUCUGACGUCCUAAGUGGAUGCUGGGGACUCCGUCAGGACCAUGGGGAAUAGCGGCUCCGCAGGAGACAGGGCACAAAAUUAAAAGUUUGACCACUAGGUGGUGUGCACUGGCUCCUCCCCCCAUGACCCUCCUCCAAGCCUCAGUUAGGUUUUUGUGCCCGGCCGAGAAGGGUGCAAUCUAGGUGGCUCUCCUAAAGAGCUGCUUAGAAUAAAAGUGGCACCGUGGGAUCUCAAUGUAGUUUUGGGAUUUCUCAAAUCCCAUUGGUUUGAGCCACUCAAAUCGGUGGAUUUGAAAUAUCUUACAUGGAAAGUGACCAUGCUACUGGCCCUGGCUUCGGCCAGGAGAGUGUAAGAAUUGGCGGCUUUAUCAUACAAAAGCCCAUAUCUGAUUUUCCAUUGGGACAGGGCAGAACUGCGGACGCGUCCUCAGUUUCUCCCUAAGGUGGUAUCAGCGUUUCACCUGAACCAACCUAUUGUGGUGCCUGCGGCUUCUAGCGACUUGGAGGACUCCAAGUUGUUCGACGUUGUCAGAGCCUUAAAAAUAUAUAUAUAUAUUUAAAGGACGGCUGGAGUCAGAAAGGCUGACUCGCUGUUUAUACUGUAUGCACCCAACAAGCUGGGUGUUCCUGCGUCUAAGCAGACGAUUGCUCGUUGGAUUUGUAGCACAAUUCAACUUGCGCAUUCUGUGGCAGGCCUGCCACAGCCAAAAUCUGUAAAUGCCCACUCCACAAGGAAGGUGGGCUCACCUUGGGCGGCUGCCCGAGGGGUCUCGGCAUUACAACGCUGCCGAGCAGCUAAGUGGUCAGGGGAGAACACGUUUGUAAAAUUCUACAAAUUUGAUACCCUGGCUAAGGAGGACCUGGAGUUCUCUCAUUCGGUGCUGCAGAGUCAUCCGCACUCUCCCGCCCGUUUGGGAGCUUUGGUAUAAUCCCCAUGGUCCUGACGGAGUCCCCAGCAUCCACUUAGGACGUCAGAGAAAAUAAGAAUUUACUUACCGAUAAUUCUAUUUCUCGUAGUCCGUAGUGGAUGCUGGGCGCCCAUCCCAAGUGCGGAUUGUCUGCAAUACUUGUACAUAGUUAUUGUUACAAAAAUCGGGUUAUUAUUGUUGGAAGCCAUCUUUUCAGAGGCUCCUCUGUUAUCAUGCUGUUAACUGGGUUCAGAUCUCAAGUUGUACAGUGUGAUUGGUGUGGCUGGUAUGAGUCUUACCCGGGAUUCAAAAUCCUUCUUUAUUGUGUACGCUCGUCCGGGCACAGUAUCCUAACUGAGGCUUGGAGGAGGGUCAUGGGGGGAGGAGCCAGUGCACACCACCUAGUGGUCAAACUUUUAAUUUUGUGCCCUGUCUCCUGCGGAGCCGCUAUUCCCCAUGGUCCUAACGGAGUCCCCAGCAUCCACUACGGACUACGAGAAAUAGAAUUAUCGGUAAGUAAAUUCUUAUUUUUCUACAGUGUCAGACUGUGGUAGAAAGGGCCCACAGAUCACGUUGCCUAUGGGGUCGGGCCAGCAUAUGGAUGUUGUUGUUAACACUUAAUUAGUCUCCCCUCUAUUAUACUGUACAUAUGCUGUGCACACCGGUUAUGAUGUAAGGCAGACGCCAGGCUCUGUGGCUAUGGUGCUCACCGGGAUUUCCUCAGUAUUCAGUGAACAGGUUCGGCACUGUUUUAUGCACCACUCCUCUUACAGCACUUAAAGUACUCACUUUUAUUUUGAAAAUAAAUGUUAAUUUAUUCUGCUCUUGUAUACACAAAUUGAUAGGAUGAUUAUUGAUGUAGCCCCCAAAAUGCGUGCUUGCACUAUGUGAAGGUGAUUCGUAGACUUCAAAGGCUUGGGAACCCUUACAAAUGCUAUCCCGUCUUAGGGAACCGUAAUAUAUAAAAUGUUUCAAUUAAUUAUUCAAACUUUUUUUUCCACUCUGCCAGUGAAUAUGGGAAAGAAGUGUACGAUUUCCCUUAAUAAUGAUUGUAUAACCACUUCAUGUUCAUAGAAGGAGUAGGUUAUCUAGCUUUUGGUCUGUUGCACUCUGAUUGCUAUUGGUUUAACGUAUGUUAUAUGAAUACUGAAGCAUUCAUUCAUAGGGUGAAGCAUUUUUAAAUGUAAGGUCCAUGUAAUUAACAUAUAAAUGAAAUAACAUAAAAUUAAACACCAUAUAUUAAUAUAUGGAUUUAAGAAACAAGUUUGCGUAUUGAAGUUUAUCUAUGAAAUCCAUAAUUUGAUGCAAAUAUGGUAAACAUUGUUUGGGUUUAGUAUAUGAAGCUAAAUUUGAAAGUCUGACUUAGAGGAACCCACCAGGAUUUGAUCUUCUGUUGGUUAAGUCCAUUUGGGUUAUCUUUUUAAUACAUUGCUUCAAAUUGUUACUUUGCAUUAGAUAAACUUUUUUUUAUUUUUUUCAAUUCUUUUUAUACCUACAACAGAAUUAUUUUUUAUGAUGUUCAAACAAAAAAAAAUCUCCAAAAAACCUCUAAAUAUUUGAGCAUACUCCAUAAAUGUGGACAAUGGUCCUGGUUCAGAUUUGUACACAAACCCGAUGCAUACAGAUCUGAUGCUUGGGGAACUGCGCAUGCGUAUGACCCAGUCUGAACUUGUGCAGAAAAGGUCCUGUGUGAUCAUUCGCAGUACCUCCCUUAGACACAGCAUGUUUUAAUUUUGGGGGAUAGGGUUCUACAAAACUAUAUAGUGUAUUGCAGACUCAUGCAGGAGGUAUCUAUUUCCUACAGAUGCCCCCUGCUCCAUUUGUAGUUUAGUUGUAUGGAAAGUGGCUGUGCAAUACCGUCCAAAUGUGAACAAAUCCCUACAAAUCUGAAUUAGGCUCUAUGUCAAAAUUAUGGUGGUAAAAUAUUAAAUGAGCCAGGGUCUGAUGGAGGAAUACCACAGAAUAUUUUCUGAAGGGUAUAUUUCUGCAGUAUGGAGUGCCAAGAGCUACAUGGAUGAGCAUGAUUUGUAAUCAUAGAACAUGAGUGUAACUUUUAUCUUCGUAUUUCUUUUCUAUUAUUUCAAUACUAGAACAUAUAAGUGCUAGUCCCGUGACUUAUCCCUUAUGUGGGUAUGCUAGUUCUUGUCUACAUGCAGAAAAGGAGUAAAGGAAUUUUUUAUUCUUCAACUUGUACACUGUGUUCAAAUAUAGAAUAUAUGAUAAACCAUAGAGAGUCCUUCUUCUUUUUUCUUUCUUUUUUUGUGUGAAAUUUAUUUUUAUAUAUUUUUUUUUUUUCUUAACUUAUGCUUCUCAAACAAAGGGGCAGGGACACUGCUCAUUUUUAGUGUGGUUAAUGCAUGACCAGAUUGCCUCGUUUAACCCUUAAGUCAUUAAAAUAGUCAAAGUUAUGCAAAAAUUUUCACGAAUUAAAAACAAAAAAUGAAGACCAGAGUUUAAAAUUUCUGAAUACUAUAAGGAUUGUGUUUUGGCUUUUAUGUUUGACAUUAAAUAAAUUUGUUAGAAAAGAUGGAUUUUUGUGAGGAACACUUGCUAGAAAAUGCAAUCCUCUUACAGAUUUGAAAAUAUUUUCUUAAUAUUUGGAAUAUUCUGUUUAAAAAGCAGUUGAUUGUUUAAUUUAUGUAAUAUUGCCAUUCAUGACAAUAAAUCAUAAUAAACUCAU